AUGAACGAUCUAACUGUUAUUCAGACUGCUCAGGGUCUAUUCGCAUAUUGCCAGUCAUUUUUUCCAAGCUCUGAGUCACAUUCUAUUAUUAUUGGUUUUGAUGCUAGGUAUAAUAGCAAGAAAUGGGCCUAUAUCACUGCCAAAGUUUUCAUCGAAGGGGGCUGGAGGGCGCUUAUUUUCCGUGAUUUUUGCCCCACUCCUUUCGUCUCGUUUGGAGUGACUUUUUUUUCUUCUGCAUGCGGGGUCAUGGUUACUGCAUCACAUAAUCCAAAAGAUGACAAUGGAUACAAGGUGUUCUGGAAUAAUGGCGCUCAAAUAAUUCCUCCUCAUGACAAGGGGAUAUCAGAUUCAAUAGAUUUGUCGUUAAUUCCAAAAGACUCUUCAUGGGGCAUUGAAAACAUUGAAAAAAACAAAUUAUGUAUUGAUCCAACGGAUGAAAUUUUAAAAAGUUAUCUUGCUAAGCAAAAAAAUCUCUGUUACACACCUGGUGCUGGUGCACUUAUGUAA
Molecule: messenger RNA, 507 nt
Organism: Protopolystoma xenopodis
Lineage: Eukaryota; Metazoa; Platyhelminthes; Monogenea; Polystomatidea; Polystomatidae
Source: the annotation of a GenBank genome assembly